ACCCGGGUCUACGCCAUGCGCGUGCUGCUGCCACUGCUGCGCACCAGCUGGGCCUGGCGCUUGGGCGCCCCGGCUGCCGCCGCCGCAGCCGCCGCCGCCCGCCUGCCGCGGGGAGCGAGCGCAGGGCCCGGGCCGCGCCGCGCCAUGGCUUUUUACCGCACAGAGGAGCGCGGCCAGCCCCACUCUCCCGGUUACCGCCUCUUUUUCAAGAAUGUAGCUGGUCACUACAUUUCCCCCUUUCAUGAUAUUCCUCUGAAGGUGGACUCUGAAGAGGAAAAUGGCAUUCCUACAAAGAGAGCACGAAAUGAUGAAUAUGAGAAUUUGUUUAAUAUGGUUGUAGAAGUACCUCGGUGGACAAAUGCUAAAAUGGAGAUUGCCACAAAGGAGCCACUGAAUCCCAUUAAACAAGAUGUAAAAGACGGCAAGCUUCGCUACGUGGCAAAUAUCUUUCCUCACAAGGGUUAUAUAUGGAAUUAUGGUGCCCUCCCUCAGACUUGGGAAGAUCCCCAUCGAAAAGAUAAGAGCACAGACUGCUGUGGAGAUAAUGAUCCUAUUGAUGUUUGUGAAAUAGGCUCAAAGGUUCUCUCUCGUGGAGAUGUUGUUCAUGUGAAGAUCCUCGGAAUUUUGGCUCUUAUUGAUCAGGGUGAAACAGAUUGGAAAUUAAUUGCUAUCAAUGUGAAUGAUCCUGAAGCCUCGAAGUUUCAUGAUAUUGAAGAUGUUAAGAAGUACAAACCUGGUUACUUAGAAGCUACGCUUAAUUGGUUUAGAUUUUAUAAGAUACCAGAGGGAAAACCAGAAAACCAGUUUGCUUUUAAUGGAGAAUUCAAGAACAAGGCUUUUGCUCUUGAAGUUAUUAAAUCUACUCAUGAAUGUUGGAAAGCAUUGCUUAUGGAGAAGUGUGCUGGAGGGGCUAUAAAUUGCACAAAUGUGCAGGUAUGUGAUAGCCCUUUCCAUUGCUCUCAAGAGGAAGCAAGAUCAUUAGUUGAAUCGGUGUCAUUUUCACUGAAUAAAGGAAGUAAUGAAGAAGAUCAAGUAUGGCACUUCCUUGGCAAGUGAUGAGAACAUUUGAAGUUCUGCCAUCAGGAUUCCAGUCUCUAAAAACUCCAAGACUCCAUCUCCCCCAAGUGCUAGAAACAAGCAGAUCUAUGAGAAUCUGCUAACUUCCUGUUGAAACUUCUUUUUUUUUUUUUUCAAACUUUUUGAGAUAUGCAAAGUGUAAAUAAACAUUGAAAUUUUUGAAUUA
Balaenoptera musculus (blue whale) is the source of this 1243-nucleotide messenger RNA. It is a transcript of the gene PPA2, whose product is annotated as inorganic pyrophosphatase 2. The record is from RefSeq and is a predicted model, not a curated record. Gene Ontology annotation, biological process: phosphate-containing compound metabolic process. NCBI's taxonomy places the organism in Eukaryota, Metazoa, Chordata, Mammalia, Artiodactyla, Balaenopteridae. The transcript has 12 exons. Gene Ontology annotation, molecular function: inorganic diphosphate phosphatase activity; magnesium ion binding. Gene Ontology annotation, cellular component: cytoplasm. Bases 16 to 1056 code for a protein of 346 amino acids.